This is a messenger RNA of Vigna angularis (adzuki bean), 1452 nucleotides long. Its product is annotated as spermidine hydroxycinnamoyl transferase. Bases 95 to 1444 code for a protein of 449 amino acids. NCBI's taxonomy places the organism in Eukaryota, Viridiplantae, Streptophyta, Magnoliopsida, Fabales, Fabaceae. The transcript has 2 exons. The record is from RefSeq and is a predicted model, not a curated record. Gene Ontology annotation, molecular function: acyltransferase activity, transferring groups other than amino-acyl groups.
CUUACAACUUUUGUAUAAAAGGAAAGAAACAGAACGUAUAUGAUUUUAUAACUUCAUUUUGAAUUGUUUGUGCUGCAAUAGAGACAUUUCAGAAAUGGUAACCAUCAAAGCUUCUUACACAGUAGUUCCAAAUCAACCAACCCCAGAGGGUUUUCAAUGGCUGUCUGAUCCUGACCAAGUGGCGCGUCAGAGCCACACACCCACCAUCUACGUUUACCAUGCAAAGCACAAUCAUAACGCAUUAAUUGAACGCAUAAGAAACUCUCUUAGCAAGAUUUUGUGUUACUACUAUCCAGUGGCUGGUAGAUUGAGAAAGUUAGAAGAAGAUGGCAGGUUGGAACUGAAUUGUAAUGCAAAAGGAGCGGUGUUGAUUGAAGCAGAAUCCACAAAAACAGUGCAUGAUUAUGGUGAUUUUAUGGAUGAGUCCGCCAAGGACUUGGUUCCAACAGUUCAUUACACAAACACCCCAAUUGAGGAACUUCCCUUGUUAGUAGUGCAAGUAACGAGUUUCCUUGGCGAUGAAGCGUUUUCCAUUGGAGUUGCUAUAUCUCAUACUUUGACUGAUGGUGUUGCUGCCAUUCAGUUCAUUAACUCAUGGGCAAAGUUGGCUCGUGGAGACACAUUAGAGCCUCAUGAAAUGCCCUUUCUGGAUCGAACUGUGCUAAAAUUCACAGCCCCUCCAUCACCCCCACGCUUUGAUCACCAAGAAUUCAAGUCUUUGCCUCUCAUAUUAGGAAGAAGUGACACCACUCUUGAGAAAAGCAAGAGGGUAGGCGCCAUGUCGUUGAAACUGACAGCAGAACAAGUGGGGAAGUUGAAGAACAAGGCCAAUGCUGAUAAAUCAACAGAAGGGUCAAGACCUUAUAGCAGAUUUGAGGCCAUUGGUGCACAUGUAUGGAGAUGUGCAUCUAAGGCUCGUAGAUUAGACGAGAAUCAACCAACUCUGCUGCGGUUCAAUGCUGAUAUUCGCAAUAGAGUAAUUCCACCUCUCCCUAGGAAUUACUUUGGGAAUGCUUUGGUCUUAAAAACUGCAUCAUCGCGCGCUGGAGAAAUCUUAUCAACUUCUUUGGGUCAUGCAGCUCAGAAAAUAAGAGAAGCAGUUGAAGAACUUACAUAUGAGUAUAUAAAAUCACAGUUUGACCUCAUUAGAAGUCAAGACGAUAUGGAUAAAGCAAGGGCUUUGUCCUUUGGAAUAAAUGAAGGUAAGGAUGCAGUGUUUGUUGGGAAUCCUAACCUUCGUAUUACAAGUUGGCUGAGUAUGCCAAUUCAUGGAGCAGAUUUUGGGUGGGGAAAGCCUGUGUAUUUUGGUCUAGCAGGUGGGACUGUACAGGAGAGGGCACUGAUUACCCACGAUCCAAAUGGUGAUGGCUCUGUUAUUCUGUUUCUACACUUUCAGAUGGAACAUAUUCAGCUUUUCGAGAACUAUUUCUAUAAUGAUAUAUAAUAUAUAUA